Messenger RNA from Saccharomycodes ludwigii, 216 nucleotides. It is a transcript of the gene MRA1, whose product is annotated as Mra1p. The transcript has a single exon. Lineage: Eukaryota; Fungi; Ascomycota; Saccharomycetes; Saccharomycodales; Saccharomycodaceae. The record is from RefSeq and is a predicted model, not a curated record. The coding region runs from base 1 to 216 and encodes 71 amino acids.
AUGAGACCAGCUCAAGUUUUGAUGAAUUCUGCCAAUAAGGCCAAGAAAGGUGGUAUUAACAUUCCAGUCGAGUUAACCCCAUUAUUCGCUGCCAUGGGUAUUGCUAUUGCCUCUGCUUGUUAUUUUACUUACAAGAAAUUUAGAUAUGAUGACACAUUAAGGGUUUCCCAUAACCCAGAAUUAUCUGUUGCCAAGGAAGUUAUUGACAAGAAAUGA